Molecule: messenger RNA, 4713 nt
Organism: Acanthaster planci (crown-of-thorns starfish)
Lineage: Eukaryota; Metazoa; Echinodermata; Asteroidea; Valvatida; Acanthasteridae
Product: protein SET-like
Biological process (GO): nucleosome assembly
Cellular component (GO): nucleus
Source: RefSeq, a predicted model, not a curated record
AGUCCAGACUCGACUUCAGAGCUGGCUGUGGUGGUCUAGACCCGACCAUGCAUAACCGCCUCCCUGUAGUGCUAGUGUGGUUGUCAAUGAUUGGAAGUGGAACGUGUGGUUCUCGAUAAUUUGCCGGCUUCGCGGUCCAUUACACUGAAAUAUCAUUCACAUGAAGUGCCAAGACAUAUAGGAUCAAAGUUUUAACCACAUAUUAUGGUUUAAACGGUAACAAUAAACAGUGUAACUAGUCUGACCAUGGACGGUCCAACGCCCUCCAAGCAGUUUAAGAUCUCUGAUGCUCCCACAAACACUGAACACAGUCCAGUGGAGGAUCCUCCCUCCACGAAGUCACAGCCCAGCUCCUCGUCAAAGCUAGACCCCUCAGAGCAGGAGUCCACGCUGGACAUUCUCGAACAAAUUGACAUCUGCCAGGGAGAGCUGGAAAACCUGAAUGAGGAGGCGAGUGAGGAAAUCAUCCGCAUCGAAGAGAAGUUCAACCGGCUUCGCCAGCCCCACAUUGACAGACGUAACGAGUUCAUCAAGAAAAUCCCUAAUUUUUGGGUCUGCACCUUUGUCAAUCAUCCACAGCUUGCCCCGAGACUAAGCGAGGAAGACGAGGAGUGUCUCCACUACCUCCGUCAGCUCAUCGUCCACAAUUACGACGACCUCAAGACUGGCUAUAGCAUCACCUUCCACUUUACCAAGAAUCCAUUCUUCGAGAACGAAACAAUAAGCAAGGAAUUUAGUCUGACUGAGGAUGGGGAACCUACAAGCAAAUCCAGUAAGAUUCGUUGGAAGCCCGGAAUGGACAUUACCAAGAAGAUGAGGUCAAAGGGAAAGGUCAGCGUGCCGUGUGCUAGUUUCUUUGGUUGGUUCAGUGAUCAUCUUGAUGCUGGCAAUGACGAAAUUGCAGAUGUUCUUCGAGAUGACCUUUGGAGCAAUCCUUUACAGUAUUACUUGAUCCCUGACGUUGAUGAUUCACUCGACAAGUCAAGGCUCAUGGACUCUCUCAUGUGCAGUGAUGAUGAGAGUAACAGUAUCAAUAGGAGAGUCGAGGAGCCAGGACCACGUCCCAUCACUGGUAAGAAAGACAUCAACAACGACUCUGCAAUUGGAGAGAGCCAUCCGUCAAGCCAGAGCAACGAUAAAUCACCAGAGGACGAUUCAGUGAACAAGAGCAGCGUGGAGGAUUGUAAAGACACAGUCCAAAAUGAUGCAUCCUAAGGAUGUACUUUGUGCAUGUGUGCAGUAUUAGUCAUUUGUUUUCAUAUUUCUGGCCAGCAUUUAUGCAGUUCAACAAAAACUGGUGAGUAUUUGUAGGUAUCUCGGCAUGAACUUGACCGAGAAUGUUUUAGGUCACGGGAUUGUCAGUUAGUUCGUCACUGGUAUUUGACUCCGCAUCACACGUAAGGACGAUUAUACUGCAGAGAGGAGAGAGACCAGCAACACGAUAUGAACCCUGACCUUCUGGUCUAGGCUCACCAAGUCCAGGAACUCGGGCCGUUCUUUUCAAACUUUAGCUUUGUCUCAGUCCUUAGUGCCGAGCACCAAAUAUUCACCUGACUUUUGACAGUUCGGCUCAAUUUACUUACUUCUAUUCAUUUGAUCUGAACCAGUGUUGUAGUCGAGUACCUUUCAACUACCAAAUAUUUUACUAGUUAGGAGGGAACAAAGCUGAGGUACAUGGACAUUUGAUGGCACAUGUACAAAGGUAAGAUUACACAGUAAUGUGAUGACUUCAGACUUCAUAUUGGUGGUCUUGUCAGGUGUAUCAAUGCAUAGCUCUGUGUUGCUCUGUGCAAAGAAAAAUUGGAGAAUUCUUCCAAACCUCCCCAUUCAUUUGGUCAGUGCCAUUUUGAAAAAAGUCUAGAAAAAACUUUUCCCCAGUUAGUACUGUAAAAUUUCUCAGCAUCUUAGCAAUGUUAAACUUCUCCAUAAAAGGUUGUACUGAGCCGACUUUGCACAGUGUUUGACAUAUACAGACACGGGAUUAGUUUAAUUCUCCCCUCCUCGUUGUGGCAAAGAGAGGUCUCUUCACCCUCAAGUUGUCUGUUAAAAUCCAGUAUAUUUUAAAUUCCCCCUCCCUGAAUGAAAAUCCUGGCAAGAUCACUGACAGAACCACUCUCUCUUGUAUUGAUUAUUUUGUAACUACAAAAGCCUUGUAGAUGUGGAUAUAUGUGUUGUUUUUUUUAACUGUCUGGAAGUACAUCCUCCACUUUGGAUGGCUUGUGUGUACUUGAAUCGCUUGGGUGUUUUAAGCAAGUCAAGAACACUGCCUCUGAAGUCUUGCAUUAUCAGGGGCAAUUUCCAUUGCUUGAUAUCAUUGUCAUCUUGACAGCUCCAGCUUUUGAAUAUCACUUGUCCGAUUUUAGAAAUGCAGUGACCAAUUUCAGGAAAACUUGGCUUGACCUGAAAAACAUCCAAGCUUCGAAUGUUAGAAACAUCUUGCCAUAUAGGACAAGCAUUUUCAAAAGCCAUGAUCCCUAGUGCGUCACACUGCGGUAUGUCACACUGUCGCACAUGAAUGGGCACUGUUCCCUUAUGCACUAAAGGGACAAAAAUGUCGCAGUCUGCAUGAAGUUUACAGAUGCUCAAGAUAUCGAGCACACACACUCAAUCUGGUUCGUACCCCAAGGAAAAAAAGAUGAAAGUGAUAAUGGAACCCUAAUAUAAAUACAAGGUGGCAGAUUUGCGUCUUCGCCAUUUAUGUUUUAAGUCAAGGACUGAAACCGACUGCAUUGGCACUUAUGUACUGGUAUUUCACUUGAAGCUUUAAUGUGGAACUCCUUAAUGCAGUGUGCAACCUACCAGCCUUGAGAUUGACUCCUUUUCUACGCCCGUCUCUCAAGUGCUAGGUGACAUCAAAACACCUACUGUACAUUGUUACAUUGUAAAGUUUGUAUUCAUAUUUGUAGUGUGUGCUUUUAAUAAUAGACCGAUUGCCCCCCCCCCCGCUAAGUUACUGAUCUUUGAUAGCUAUUAUAGGUAACGUGACUUAGCACGCACAAUCGGUCUAUACCAAAACAAAGCAAAUAACUUUAUUUUAAUUGUUACUGUUGGAUAGCCUGCCAACACCAUAUUUAUGUAGACAUACGUGCAUGCAUUCUGGAAAAUUUUGGUCUUUCUUGUGAAUAGUAUGGUAACUUGUAGAAAGCUUACUUGCUUUGCUAAUGCAUGUCGUCGACAGUCAUCGUGGCAUUUAACUGUCCCUGGGAUAGCUAGCACCUUAUGGCAUGUGGAAUUUUGGGAAGUGUUCUGGAUUUCCCAGUAAUAUGCCCGGUGUAUCAAAUGUACAGUGCAUUCUUCCCCUGCACUUACUGUGCAACUGUGAGCGCAACUGUGCUCAAUUUGAUACUCACAUGACUUCUUGUCCUUACUUGAGCCUGGUUCAAGUAACAUGCUGGCUUACAUGUACGAGUCGAAUGAUGCAUAGGAAAGUUGAUUGUUGUAAAUAGUUGAGAAAAAUCAUUGCAUGUUAUGGUAAACCGGCUCAUGCAUGUUCAGAUGUCCACAGCAACUUGCUGUGGACGGUUCAAACUCACGUUUCAACUUCAAUCUCUGCAUGACCUGUGGGUCCAGUUUUGGCACUUCAGGUAACCGUCUAUCACCACAGAUUCAGCCUGUCCAUAUAUGUUCCUGUGUUGGAAUCACAGGCAAGUGCAAGGGAAGUGUUUGAAUGAGCUAGUGCACAACUUCCAAACUUGAUACAGGGUCUUUAGAAUGUCAUGGCACCAAAGGAGUAUAAUGUACAGAUGUUUUUAUGACCUGUGUUAACCUUUUUAUCAGCGAUGCAUAUGUGAAAUGUUGCUGCAGUGCAGGAGCUAUUUCUAUGGUGGUGCUGAGCACAGAACCUUGCUAGGUGCAAGAGUUGUUUGUUUCAUAAAUUAAUGUUCCCAAAACAAGACGUUGGCCUGAAAGUUCUGUACUGGUCCGAUUCCCUGACUUCACUGUGUUCAAACAGACAGAGGUCUGCCCAGUUCUCACAAUGCCCAGUUGGACUUCAGUUUUGCUCGCGUUUAUGAUGCUUGGGUGUAUAAUGGUCAUGUAUCAUGGCUGUUGUUGCUCAGUGGCCAAAUUCCAUUAAUACCGGAGAUAGAGAACCAGACUAUGUACAUGUAUGUUACACGGUCCUUGAUAAAUAAAACAUUUAUUAACCCUAACAGUCCAAAACCUUCCGAUUUCAAUAUGAUUUUACAUAUACCCUGGGGGGGGUUAGGGUUAAAUAAUAUCCACAGAAAUUCUCACCUGCAGCUGUUUUUGUGGAUCUUUACCGGUGAUAUCACAAAGUCCAAAGACCAAAAAUAAAUGUAAACAAACUGUAAAAUCACCUUUAAAAAAUAGCAUUUUAUCAUUACGGUUAUUUUCAAACUUCAAAAUGGCAGAAUGAAGCUCAUAGCUUGAAAUAUGUGCUCUAAACUACUAACCAACUACUAUUAAUUAAUAUUUGAAGUUCAGAGAGCCUACUGUUAGCGGUGUUCUGCUGCCUUGAAUGGACAUUCCAUGUGUGAAGAAUAAGACCAUUUUUCCUUUAGAUAAAAAUUCCUCUCCUUUCAAUGCAAGUUCAUGUAUUCAGAUCUUAAACAUCAGCUACCAUUUUGCAAAUUCAUUUUAUUUAAAACAUCGAUUAAAUAUUAACUGUACAAUUUGGCAAAGAUUUGUUUAAACGUAAGUACUUUCUGUCCCAAAAAAUUGAUUAAAGUUGUCCUUUUUGUAGCACAGUCA